AUGCCUCCCAAAAGGUGUGCAAAAUACAACCUCCCGGUUCCUCUUCCGGAAGGAAUAAUCCUGAAAGAUACUGAGAAAAGAGAGUGGAGACUGGGCCCUUUGAUUGCCCAGGGAGGAUUUGGGCUCAUCUACUUAGCGUCCCCUUGCCUUGAUAUUCCAGUAGACGACCGGGCAGUUCAUGUCAUUAAAGUGGAAUACCUUGAAAAUGGGCCCUUGUUUUCUGAACUGAAAUUCUACCAGCGAGCUGCAAAACAAGAGCACAUCAAAAAGUGGAUGAAGCUGAAACGGCUGUCCUUUUUAGGGAUUCCUGCCUUCUGGGGAUCGGGGCAGGCUGAACACAAUGGCAAGAGUUACCGAUUUAUGGUGAUGGAAAGAUUAGGCGAAGACUUGCAGACCAUCUUUGAAAGAAAAGGGCGACGGUUUGGCAAGGGAACGGUGCUGCAGCUUGGACUGCGAAUGCUUGAUGUCUUGGAGUACAUACACGAGAAUGAAUAUGUUCAUGGAGACAUAAAAGCAGCAAAUUUACUGUUGGGCUCUGGAAACCCAUGCAAGGUUUAUCUUGCUGAUUAUGGACUCGCCUACAGAUAUUGCCCCAAUGGGAACCACAAAGAGUAUCGGGAAAAUCCUAAAAAGGGCCAUAAUGGGACAAUCGAGUUUACCAGCUUAGAUGCCCACAAGGGAGCAGCGCCGUCCAGACGAGGGGACCUCGAAAUACUCGGCUACUGUAUGAUGCAGUGGAUGUGUGGGACUCUGCCCUGGGAAGGUGGCGUGAAGAACCCGGAUGCUGUCCAGGCUGCAAAAGAAGAGCUCCUGGAUGAACUUCCCGAUUCGGUGACAAGAAGGGCGCCUCCAGGAUCGGACUGUGCAGGCCGGUUCCGCAAAGCCAGUGCCACAACACGAUGAAGGUGCGAAGGAACACGGGGAAGCUGCCUAUCGGAGAAAAGCCACUGUGGGAAUAAGCAGCAGCCAAGGACGAGGCAAGCAAGUGCCGGCUGGACUGAACAAGCCUCGUUGGAUUGAAGUGGUGGGUUUUUAUU
Varanus komodoensis (Komodo dragon) is the source of this 1037-nucleotide messenger RNA. It is a transcript of the gene VRK2, whose product is annotated as VRK serine/threonine kinase 2. Gene Ontology annotation, cellular component: nucleus; cytoplasm. NCBI's taxonomy places the organism in Eukaryota, Metazoa, Chordata, Lepidosauria, Squamata, Varanidae. The coding region runs from base 1 to 903 and encodes 300 amino acids. Gene Ontology annotation, biological process: peptidyl-serine phosphorylation; signal transduction. The transcript is spliced from 10 exons. Gene Ontology annotation, molecular function: ATP binding; protein serine/threonine kinase activity. The record is from RefSeq and is a predicted model, not a curated record.